AAGGGGUGUUGGCUGUUCCGGUGAUCCAUCGGGCAGGAAGCUAAAGGGAAAGGAGUUAUAUGUGGAGAUAAUCCAAGACAAUCCGGGAUGGAUAGCCAAGGGAGGAAAGUGGUUGUCUGUGACAAUGGCACAGGGUUUGUGAAGUGUGGACGGGCAGGAUCUAACUUCCCUGACCAUAUCUUCCCAUCUCUGGUAGGCAGACCUAUCAUUAGAUCACAACAGAAAGUAGGGGAUAUUGUCGUCAAGGAUUUAAUGGUUGGAGAUGAAGCCAGUCAAUUGAGGUCGAUGUUGGAAGUGAACUACCCCAUGGAGAAUGGGAUCGUUAGGAACUGGGAUGACAUGAUUCACCUGUAUGACUACACCUUUGGGAAGGAAAAGAUGAACAUUAACCCCAAAAACACAAAGAUUCUACUCACAGAACCUCCCAUGAACCCCAUGAAAAACCGAGAAAAGAUGAUAGAGGUUAUGUUUGAAAAGUACCAAUUUGAAGGAGUGUACAUUGCAAUCCAGGCUGUCCUCACACUUUAUGCACAGGGUUUGUUAACGGGUGUUGUGGUGGACUCUGGAGAUGGUGUCACGCAUAUAUGUCCUGUCUAUGACGGAUUUGCUCUCCCGCAUUUGACGAGGAGAUUAGACAUCGCUGGCAGAGACAUCACUCGUUAUUUGAUAAAGUUACUGUUACUACGAGGUUAUGCAUUCAACCACUCUGCAGACUUUGAGACAGUUCGAAUGAUGAAGGAAAGCCUGUGCUACGUAGGCUAUGAUGUUGACCAGGAACAGAAACUUGCCUUAGAAACUACUGUUCUAGUGGAAUCGUACACAUUACCAGAUGGGCGCAUCAUAAAAGUUGGCGGAGAGAGAUUUGGUGCUCCAGAAGCCCUUUUCCAGCCUCAUUUAAUCAAUGUAGAAAAAGUGGGUGUGGCAGAGUUACUGUUCAACACAAUACAGGCAGCAGAUAUAGACACAAGACCAGACUUUUAUAAACACAUAGUCCUGUCUGGUGGUUCCACCAUGUACCCUGGCCUGCCCAGUCGACUGGAGAGGGAAAUAAAACAGCUUUACCUGGAGAGAGUGCUGAAGGGAGACACUACAAAGUUAUCGAAAUUCAAAAUUCGCAUAGAGGACCCACCCCGAAGAAAGCACAUGGUGUUCCUGGGAGGUGCUGUUUUGGCCGAAAUUAUGAAAGAUAAGGACACGUUUUGGAUGACGAGGCAGGAAUACCAGGAGAAAGGGAUGAGGGUUCUGGAGAAAAUGGGCGUGUCUCCAGCAUAAUUCUUCUAUAGGCCACACCCCUUUACCAUCAGGACCACAAGCCUCUAGGAACGUUAUAGUAUCAUAUGUGAUCACCACUCUCCACGUCAUAUGUGGCUUCUUCCAAAUCUUGUACAAUAAUAAACUAAAAACCAAACUAAAAAAAAGUAUAGAGCAUAUGUAUAAAUUUAUUUUUCCAUGAAAUAAUGUGUAAAGUGAGAAUUUAAAUUUAUGUGUCAUUUAUGCAUGAUGACUUAAAGUGCGUUAAUAUUGUAUGCUAAGAGCUGUAGUGCUACUAAUAGUUAUGGCACAGGCCUGGGAUGGGAUACAUUUGUAUGGAUUACUUAUGUUUGGCGUACCUGGAAAAGUAAAACAGAGGAACUUCCUUUCAUUCUGAUCUGGUUUGUGUAUGUAAGUUUCUACGCAAGCUCUUGUAAAGAACUGUUAUCCAUUUCUUUUUCUUUUGUUUUUUUUUUUGUAAAAUUACAAAUAUGAUAAAGAUUUCUUAAGAUAACUCCUAUAGCAAUUUUAAUAGUCCAUUUUGAUUGUUGAAAUCAAGAAUUGCAGUAGCAAUAAGAAAUUUAAUAGGCCAGUGGGAAUGUGUUGAUUAUUUACUUACUCCAUUCUAAAAGUUAUGCAAUUCUUUACCCCUUUGAUAUAUUAAAACACAACAUACAUGUUAUUUAUUUAUCCAAAUAAUUGUAAAAGAAAAAGCUUUGUCUGGGAUCGGCUGGAAACUGAGCAAAAUUAGACUAACAUAACUACAGCUUGAAGUGUAUCGAAAAAACCCAGUAGUUUAUUUAGGAUAGAAGGAAUCCUGCAUCGAUGGUUGAAUGUCUAAUACAAGUCCUGUGAAAAAGAGCUGUUUAAGCACGAGUGUAAUUUCGGACACCAUGAUUUCUGGUGUGAACAGAAAACGAAAGAAAUUUGUUUCCAGAGCGAAAAAAGAAAAAGAUACAAUUGUCAUACCUGAUGUGAAAUUUGUGGAGAGGGCGAGGGGAGAAAAAAUAACGUCUAUAAGAAGUAACAACCAAGAUGCCAGUUGCAGUAAAUUUACUGAACUUCUGUAUGGAUGUUAUGUUGCUAAUACCUUGACCAUAAUCCCUACCAAGUCAUUUCCUUGAAUAUUUCAUCCAAGUUUAAAUUGUAAUCAUUUGUUUCGUAAGCUAAUAAAACUUUUCAUGAAGAUUAAGCACCCUAAAACAGUUUAUCUGCAGUGCUGGCACUUUAACAAAGGGAGGUAACUUGUACAUGUAUGUAACAUACUAGAAACAAACUUUGUCCAUCACGCUCAAAAAGCUGCCGUGUAGAUUACUGUGUAGAUACGAACAUGUGUAUGAUAUGUUCAACUUUGAGGUAAUCAUGCUAAUUUUCCUUUACUGUGGAACAAACUUGUACAAAAUACAUUGCUAUCCAUGUACUUAUAAAUAAAAUUUAUAAGAAAGAAGAC
This is a messenger RNA of Liolophura sinensis, 2701 nucleotides long. RefSeq names its product actin-related protein 2-A. Bases 88 to 1272 code for a protein of 394 amino acids. The transcript is spliced from 8 exons. The record is from RefSeq and is a predicted model, not a curated record. NCBI's taxonomy places the organism in Eukaryota, Metazoa, Mollusca, Polyplacophora, Chitonida, Chitonidae.